AUGAAAUGUCUGCUGGCCUUUGCAAUGCUCUACGGGAUAGCCCUGCUACAAGCACGCAAAGCAGCACGUCGAGACCCCACAUCGCUCUUUUUCGAUCCUGAUCUUGGCUUUGAGCGUCUCUACACCGCUCAGCGGGAAGCGGAGGCUCAUGCAUUUAUCGACAAAUGGAAUGCCAUGCGCCCAUAUGAGGCGAAAAGCGCCAAUCAGAGCAUAUGCAUUGGCAUUCCAACAGCUCAACGAGCUAACGCAUCUUACUUCGAGACGACCGUCGGAUCGAUCUUGGCGGGUUUAUCUCCAGAGGAGCGUAGUGAGCUUUACGUCUUGCCAUUCAUAGCUCAUCUUGAUCCUCAGAAACAUCCAGCCUACCAGACUUCCUGGCUUCACGGCGCUACUGAUGAUGUUCUCAUCUACAAUCUUGAAAGGAAGGAACGCAACUAUGUAGCUCACCUCGAGAAAUCCGAGAAGAAUCAUCACAAGAAGUCUCUCAUCGAUUACAAAUACAUCCUCAAUGCCUGCCACGAGGUUGGAACGCCAUUUAUCUUGAUCGUAGAGGAUGACGUGCUUGCGGCUGCCGGAUGGUAUGCACAUCUGAAAGCUGCUCUGAUAACAAAAGUCCGUCGAUCCACCACAGAAAGCUCUCUAUAUCUUCGCCUUUUCUACACCGAGAAGAAUUUUGGCUGGAACAAAGAGCAUUGGCUCAGCUACCUUGUCUACUCAACCGUUGUCGAGGGCCUUGUCGCAGGCUUGCUAGUUGGGCUCCGUCGUCGCUCACGCACACGUCGCCUUCUCACACCUACCUUCUGUAUCGCAAUCCUCAUUCUAUGCAUCCCACUCCUCAUCCUCCUGUUCUUCGCCACUGGCCGCCUCACGCUUUUCCCUCUCUCGCAUGGCUUACAACCAAUGGAUAAAUACGGCUGCUGCUCACAAGCCCUCCUCUAUCCACGCGAUCAAGUCCCUGGUCUAAUCGACCGUUUCGAACAAGAGCUCUCUGGCAUCAAGCUGCGAAAAGCUGUCGACGCACUGAUCGAGACCUACGCCGAUGAAAUGGGGUUGAAACGUUGGGCAGCAAUACCCAGUCCCUUCCAGCAUAUCGGUACUCGAAGUGGGAAGCAGAUCAAAGUUGAGAAGUCAACGAAAUGGGGAAGAACAAGCGCGGAGAGGAUCUGGAAUCUUGAAUUUGAAAGCUGGGUGUCACCUGCAUACAAGAAGCCGCUUCUCCGCUGA
Molecule: messenger RNA, 1224 nt
Organism: Pseudocercospora fijiensis CIRAD86
Lineage: Eukaryota; Fungi; Ascomycota; Dothideomycetes; Mycosphaerellales; Mycosphaerellaceae
Exons: 2
Coding region: 1-1224 (407 amino acids)
Biological process (GO): GPI anchor biosynthetic process
Cellular component (GO): Golgi membrane
Molecular function (GO): glycosyltransferase activity
Source: RefSeq, a predicted model, not a curated record